GGCAACCUGCAGAAGUACUCCAACAACAGUCUGGUGGUGCAGGCCAUGAAGACCAAUCUGACAGACCCUGACAUGCAUGUUCUGUUCUUUGACGUGGAGUCGGUGAUCAUCCAGCUGCUGACGGAGGAGGCCCAGCGGCCCAACCCCACCCUGGUCUCCCCAGAGACCCUCCAGAAGGCCCAGGGAGCAGCUGACAAAGGAGGGUCCUUCCUCGCCAACAAGAUCUUCAAACAGGUGAAGGAGACGAUGAAGGAGACCAUUAAGGAGCACCUCCUGGAUGAAGACGAGGAGGAAGAGGAGGAGAUGAGGAGACGCGAGGAGAAGUCUAAGUCUCUGUCUCUGUUGGAGUAUAACCUGACUAUGGACACGGCCAAACUGUUCAUGUCCUGUCUCCACGCCUGGGGCCUCAACGGACCACUGGACGAGGUGUGUCUGAGCAGACUGGGCAUGCUCAAACCCCACUGCCCCAUCUCCUUCGGUCUCAUAUCCCGCGGAGGUCAUAUGUCUCUCAUGCUGCCCACCUUCAAGGAGUCCCUGCUGCGUCAGAUGGCCCUGUCCACAGGCAGGAAGUUGUCCCUGUCAGAGAUGGUGGGUAAAGGGACAUACGGAGUGUCCCGGGCCGUGACUACCCAGCACCUGCUCUCUGUCAUCUCAUUGGCUAACACCCUGAUGGGCAUGACCAAUGCCACCUUCGUGGGAGAACACAUGAAGAAGGCACCUGUCAG
Oncorhynchus gorbuscha (pink salmon) is the source of this 725-nucleotide messenger RNA. RefSeq names its product WD repeat-containing protein 7-like. Lineage: Eukaryota; Metazoa; Chordata; Actinopteri; Salmoniformes; Salmonidae. The annotation marks the transcript as partial. The record is from RefSeq and is a predicted model, not a curated record. The transcript has 3 exons. Gene Ontology annotation, cellular component: cytoplasm.